Petromyzon marinus (sea lamprey) is the source of this 6560-nucleotide messenger RNA. The record is from RefSeq and is a predicted model, not a curated record. NCBI's taxonomy places the organism in Eukaryota, Metazoa, Chordata, Hyperoartia, Petromyzontiformes, Petromyzontidae.
GGUUAAUGCGCGCGCGCGUGUGUGAGUGAGUGGGUGAGUCGGGGGAGGUGGCCGAGGCUGUCUCUGUGUGUGUAGCUCGUAUGACCAACAGCAUUGGCGGUCCCCCACUCCCCUACCCCUUUUUUUUACCCGAGCGUAGCACACAAGGCACACACCACCACCACCGCCGCAGCUAAAACCACCUCCCCUCGCCUCCAACCCAACCCCCUUUGUGUGCGUGUGUGGAAGAGAGAAGAGGAGGGGAGGAGAGAGGAGCUGAGCAGCGCCUACACUCCCGACUGUACCCGCAGUUUAGCGGAACGGGAGCAAACGCAGCGGAGAGAGAAAGAGAGAGAGGAGGAGGAGACGCAAGCAAAGUCAUCAUCAUCAGUGCCAUUUCGCUCUCUGCUCCUCCAACAGCACAGGCGCAUUCCGCCCGAGACGGAUACGCAGCAGCAGUUGGGACGGGAACGGCCGUGCGGUGAAAGUUGAAGUCAAUUUUGUGUUCUUCGAAGCCCUCCGUUGCAGCAGCAGCAUCAGCAGCAGCAGCAUCAGGAAUGACGCAGCCAGCGAUUGAGGGCAUACGCAUGCCGGACGGGCACUAUGCAGACGGCACGUGGGAACUGCGCAUCCUGGUGACGGACCUGCAGCAGGAGGUGAUGAUGCGCGUCACGGGGGAGCUGCACAUCGGCGGAGUGAUGCUGCGGCUGGUGGAGCGUCUGGAGAUGAAGAAGGACUGGUCGGACCACGCGCUCUGGUGGGAGCGCAAAACCACGUGGCUGCUCAAGACGCACUGGACGCUGGACAAGUACGGCAUACAGGCGGACGCCACGCUGCACUUCACCCCGCAGCACAAGCUCAUGCGCCUGCAGCUCCCGAGCAUGAAGUACGUGCGCGUCAAGGUCAACUUCUCCGACCUCGUCUUCAAGGCCGUCGUGGACAUCUGCAAGACGUUCAACAUCCGCCACCCGGAAGAACUGUCCCUCAUCAGGAAGCCUCAGGAUUCCUCCAAAAAGAAGAAGAAAAAGGGCGGAGAGGAGAACAACCACGAGGAAGUGACGGAGUUGGAGGGUCCCCUCAUCACGCCCACGGCCAGCCCCGACAGCAAGAAAGAUGUUCUUUAUAUCGGUCCGGUGAGAGGCGGACCCUUCUCCAGCCCCGGCUGGUACAGCAAGACCAUGACGCCCACGUACGACGCCCGCGACGGCAGCCCCCUGUCGCCCACCACGGCCUGGUUCGGCGACUCCCCGCUCGCCGAGGGCAACCCCAGCGCGCUGGCCGCCGCGCUGCCCAACACGUCGCCCGAGGUGCUGGCGCGCAUGUACCGGCCGCAGACGCUGCUCGACAAGGCGCGCAUCAAUGGCGGUUGGCUGGACUCGUCGAGGUCUCUCAUGGAGCAAGGCAUCAAGGACAAUGACAUCUUGAUGCUCCGGUUUAAGUACUACAGCUUCUUUGACCUGAACCCAAAGUACGACGCCAUCAGAAUAAACCAGCUGUAUGAGCAGGCCAAGUGGGCCAUCCUCCUGGAGGACAUCGAGUGCACCGAGGAGGAGAUGAUGAUGUUUGCCGCGCUGCAGUAUCACAUCAACAAGCUGUCUCUGAUGACGGAGGGGCACGCGAACCACAGCGAACAGGAGGUGGACGAGGUGGACGCGGCACUGUCGGACUUGGAGAUCGCCCUGGAAGGCGGCCGGAGCUCCUCGGGCCUGCGGGAUAUCAUGAAAAUCCCGGAGCUCUCCGACUAUCUGAAGAUGUUCCGGCCAAAGAAGCUGACCCUGAAGGGCUACAAGCAAUACUGGUUUGUGUUCAAGGAUACGGCCAUCUCUUACUACAGGAAUAAAGACGACCCCAGACCUGUGCAGCAGAUCACCCUCAGAGGAUGUGAAGUCAUUCCGGACGUCAACAUAGCUGCACAGAAGUUUAACAUCAAACUGUUGGUGCCAGUUACCGAGGGCAUGACUGAAGUCUGGCUCCGUUGUGAGAGUGAGAAGCAGUACGCGGAGUGGAUGGCGGCGUGCCGCUUGGCCUCCAAGGGCAAGACCAUGGCGGACAGCUCCUACGCGGGCGAGGUGAACAGCAUCCUCACCUUCCUGAAGAUGCAGAACGUGAGCCUGGAGCCACAGAGCAUCUCUCCGCAGAACGUGCCCGACAUCAACCCCGAGUCGUUCGUGUGUCCUCGCUACAUGAAGAAGUACAAGGCCAAGCAGACGGUUUCUGUGCGAGACUUGCUGACGGCGCGGAUCCUGGAGGCUCACCAGAACGUGUCGCACAUGAGCCUCGUGGAGGCCAAGAUGCGCUUCAUCCAGGCGUGGCAGUCGCUACCCGAGUUUGGCAUCACGCACUUCGUGGUCAGAUUCCGCGGUGCCAAGAAAGAAGAGAUGAUGGGCAUCGCCUACAACCGGCUCAUCCGCAUGGACCUGUCCACGGGUGAUGCCAUCAAGACCUACCGCUUCAGCAACAUGAAGCAGUGGAAUGUGAACUGGGAGGUCCGGCAGGUGGCCGUGGAGUUCGACGACGAGAUGCAGAUCGCGUUCCACUGCUCGGACGCCGACUGCAAGGUCGUUCACGAGUUCAUCGGAGGCUACAUCUUCCUGUCGACGCGCGCCAAGGACCAGAACGAGGCGCUGGACGAGGAGCUCUUUCACAAGCUGACCGGCGGCUGGGCCUGAGGACGGACGGAGGUCCCGGGGGGGGGGGGGGGGGGGCGGGGGGGGGGGUGGCCGCGAGGAGCCCCCCAACCACGGUGUCGGUGGCGGGGUGCAGUGGUGGAGUCGCGCAGAGGCAGAAAUCACUACCUUCACAAAAACGUCUGUACUACCGGGUCAACCUACACGUGGUAGUGCUGUGUAGAUGUCCGAUGGCAUUUUUUUGGGUUGUGCCGUGACGCGCCGCUUGGCGCCUUGUCCGACGUUUCGUCCCCAACGUGCUGUGGGGGAGUGGGGGGGGGGCAUUUUCAGGAACUGAAAUUCAGUGCUGGGAGCUAAAAUGUCGGGCGCCGUGCCGAAACGCUGCGCGGCACAACCCAAAACAGCACAUCGCAGAACAUUUUAUGUUUUUAAUUAAGGCAACAUUUCCAUAGAAGCAUUUCUUAUUUGUAUUCAGGUAAUGUAUGAGCAGUGUUUUUGUUGCUUCACUUUCACAUUUUCUGCAUCAGCAAAAGACGGAUGAAAUUUGGUCAAGGGGAACGUGCAUUUUUCUUUUGUCCUGAGAGGUUAUAUCUAACGACGUUAAUGAAUUUGCUUUACGAAUAGAACAGAUUUCCCGUUCGUUUGCCGCAUGGCUGUAGCAUUACCUUUUGGACUUGUGUUUAAGCGCAAUUAGCGCUGUACAGAUGCCAUGGAAUGUUGCGGAAGCCUGAGGCCGUUUUGACAGGGUGAAGCCCAGUAACGUUACACAACUGUCAUUGGGAAUUCUCGAUGGACUGUCAUCUGUCGUAGAUGCCCGGCAACUUUCUGCACCCAGCAGCUGUUAGCGGUGCAUUGGCAACAAAACGCGCAGUGACCACCGUCACUGGUGAUCUUUGACGGUUGUGUCCAUUGCUUCUCCCUCCGAGCUGUGUUUGGCCGGUUUAUACACACACACACUUCGCGAGCGAUCAGCCCGGCGUCGUUGUUUUUGCGGGAGGCACCCGUCCUUUGUGGAUUUCUUUAACCAGCAAGGUGGAGUGUGCGAGCAACAGUGAGUGCGAGUGUGCCUGCGUCAUCAGCCGGUCUCGCCCUUAGAGUUUGAUUUCACAUCCACGCCGCCGAAGUUCAUCUUUCUGUGCCUCGGCUCUGCACACUACUAAUUGCCUCGGAUGGUCAAAUCUCUUCAAUACUGCUGUGCACUUACCAUUUGCGGAUGAGUCUUGUGUCCUUGCCCCUGUCUGUGUGUGUGUGUGUGCGCACGCGCGUGCGGUCUUUAUAAGCAGGAGGCCCGCCAUAGAAUGUUGAUCGACAAUCACGUUAUGCAGCCUCUGGUGCUAAUGUUAUGGUAUGCAAUGUACAGUAUAUAGUGAGUAUAAAUGAACUGACAAGUGGCGUGUAGUUUUCGCUUAGUGUUAUGCAACGAUGUGAAGCGGCGUCAAUCGGUGAACACAACAAAGACCCUCGACGCAGCAUUUGUGAAAUCUGUCGCUGUCGUCGGUGAGAGACGCAUUGUGGAGAACUGCAGGAUUAAUUUUGUUUCUUGGUUAUUUUCUUGGUUUACACGAUUCAUGUUUUAAUCGAUACAAAACAAUUACGAACUAAAUGCUCCUGGUACAUAACAUCACUUUGCAGCAGUCUGUCGUGCUUCUGUAGCAAGGGGGUUUGCUCUGACGCGCUUUGGUCGAGGUGUGGUCCCAGCGUGUGUGUCAGAGUCCAUUAAUCGUGAACCACUGGUCCACAAAAUUGCAUUUAAAUGUAUCCACACGAGUCAAUGUGCCCUUUCGUGUUAAUGGAAUACUUUGUUAUUUUGCCACAUGCCUGUUGGGGUGGGUGGAUUUAAAGAUGUCUAAUGGCUAAAACGGUGGCUAUGAAUUUAACCCCGACUCGGUCCUGGUGAGUAUCGGAAAUGUUUAUUUUUUUAAUGUUUGUUGCGUGCAGGUCAAAACAUACCCUAUACUUAUUAUGGCUGCAUAUUUCGGAAUGUUAACAUCAGUAAUUCUGUAUAUCGAAAUAUUUUUAACUAUUGAUAUAAUUUUUUCCUUGAUUGUUUUUUUUGCUGUUAAAUUCCGUUUAAAGGUUUUUCCUUACAUAGAUUAUUUUUUAAUCACGUGUUACAUUUUGUGAACAAUGGAUUGUGGGAUGGGCUAAAAGGAGUGGACAAAAACUGUCAACCUAAUUUAACGCAAUUACCAACUUUACAUAAGUGCAUGGAACUUUGUAUGCGAGUUAAAAGUUAAUUAUUAUUUUUAAUUAGCGUGAAAAAAACUCAUACAAAUUCAGAGGCUGGAGUUUUUCUGUUAAUACAAGCAGACACAAAUAUCAAUUUACAAGGCUUUUUAAAAAAAAUAUGAUAGUUAUAUAGCAAGUACUGUAUUUUUUGUUCGAUGAACUAUAGCAAUGGACAACUGUUACAUUGAAUACACGUGUGGCAUUUCUAACCGCCUGAGUAGCUGCGCAAUGAUAUUAAACCUCCGAGCAGCUAAGUCUGCUUGAAGUUAUUGUUCAGUGUUUUCAAUGGCGCCAUACCCCAAGAGUUGUGUACAAUGCGAGUGGUGGGCUUCCUCGCUCGUGGUGGGGGUGGCGUUCGGGGUGCCCCCCGCCCCGUGCCCUUGGAUGUGGACGAUUUCUCUGGGUGCAAUUGUUCAGCUCUGUAAAAUGUUGAUUUUACGUUCUGCGUUCACGUUCACACCUCCACAGAAGAGCAAGCAAUGUGUUAUUUAUGGAGUUAACGCCGAUAUAAGGGACUUUGAAAGAUUGCCUGAGGAAAUUAAAUACAACAUUUGAUUAUCACAAUGCUUUUGGUGCUUGGCAGGUAAUGCAGCACAGUUCGAAAGUUUUACUGAAAUAAAUUUGAUUUAGAAGUUACAUAAGUAUCAGAUUAAUCAGAUACGAUUAGUUUAUGUUCGAUUUGUAAUACAUUUUAUGCAGUGGGGGUCGUGUGAUUUCUGCUAUUCCACUGGAGGCUGCUAUAUUCGCCAAAAAAAACAAUCCGGUCGUGACUCAAAUGGCAAUCCCGAAUGGUAACCAAUUGAUCUCGUCGUGAUGAGAGCGAAAGUUACGUUUUUAAAGCUUUCAUUUGGCAGGUUUUUUUCUUCUUCACGGCUAUAGCUUAUGAAGUUAUUUGCAAAAUGGAAGUUGUUUCCUUUUCUUCACAUGUGUUCUUAAGGCAACGGUUCCCCCCUGGUUUUACUUUGUCACUUCACUUGGCCAUGAACUCGGUGAAUAAGGUGCCUGGCGGGGGCGGGAGUGGAGAGUAAUUUUCAGUGGAAACGCGUUACGUGACUUGUGGGAAUAAUAGUGGGAGGGCCAGAAGUGGGUUUGUGAGAAAGAAAAACGAAGGACUGAGUCAGAUGAUCCCGGUGGCCUCCUCCAUUGUACCUUUGUUAUGCUUCUCCGCUGUCGUUCUCCGUCGGGCAUGCAUCGUCUCUGCCCGCCGGGUUUUUAGGCUUUGCGGUAUCUCUCACCCGUCUCGGCGGCGGUGGAUUUAAAGCCACCCCAUUGUUGAUCUACCGGGAACGAAAAAGCAUUUUUAAUUUCUCACCCGCAUCCAAAUUGUGCCCCGUCCCUCGGCAGAGACUUCAAACCGCCAGUGGAUUCUGUCCCACAAACAAAAUUGUGCUCUGAGAGAGAGCGCUUGAGUUUAGUCGAAAAUUCCACGGAAGAGGUUUUUUUUUUACAUAUGCGAUUGUUCUGCUCCAUGGCCGCACAGUCGGAUUAUAUAUUAGUCCAAAUUUACAACAAGCAGUCAGUCACCAGGCGUCUUUUGAUGUUUGUCUUGGCCUGCUUUUGAGGUCCCUUAUAUUGUUGUUAAUUCUGCUCUCAAGGCGCCUUUCGCAAGGCCCUCGUACUGCAGCAGCAUUGCCACGUGUGGUCUUUGUAUAUUUUUAUUGUAUGAUAUAAUUACAUUAACGGUUUUACUGUACUGCACUGCCAAUAAAACACUACUUUACACUA